Messenger RNA from Danaus chrysippus (African queen), 339 nucleotides. The record is from the annotation of a GenBank genome assembly. Lineage: Eukaryota; Metazoa; Arthropoda; Insecta; Lepidoptera; Nymphalidae.
AUGACAGAAAGUGGAAAAGAUACGAGUAUUCUCCUCUCGAGAAGGAUGGAUGUAGUGGUCACCCUCAUGCUAGGCUUGAUAACGUACUGCCAAAUGAGUUUAGUACAAGAAAAUCAAUCUAUCGCUUCUCUCGAAGUCGGCCUUGAAGUUUAUCUCAGCACCAGCACAUUUAUAAAGAUCAGACACGAGUUACAGAACUUUAGACUGUCAGAAAAAUACUCAUUAGUUAUAUUUUUCAAUAAUAUAUUUCAAUAUUUUGAACGGAAGUUUGAAAAGUAUCGCAGUUCAGAUAUUAAAGACGAAAUAUGCGAGAGGAGGAAAAGCCGAGCUCAUGAAUAA